Molecule: messenger RNA, 1779 nt
Organism: Laetiporus sulphureus 93-53
Lineage: Eukaryota; Fungi; Basidiomycota; Agaricomycetes; Polyporales; Laetiporaceae
Product: DUF254-domain-containing protein
Exons: 11
Coding region: 1-1779 (592 amino acids)
Biological process (GO): protein targeting to vacuole; vesicle-mediated transport
Cellular component (GO): Mon1-Ccz1 complex; fungal-type vacuole membrane
Source: RefSeq, a predicted model, not a curated record
AUGUCUACGCCAAACACAUCGUUGUCUCGGGCGUCCUCUCGCGCGGGUACACCGAUAUCGUCGCCGUCGCGUCUGGCACCCCCGCAAGUGCAACCUGCGCCUUCGGUGUAUUCCCGAGUCUACAGCCAUGGGACAACCUCAACACUGUCCGUGCCGACCUCAGGUCAUCCAUCUUCAGAGCUUCGAGUUCAUAGCUCGAGUUCAUCUUCCCUGAAUGUUGACUCCUCCGUGGCUGGGAGCAUGCUCAUCGAGGAUCCCGAUCCAGACUUGGAGCCAGCUGAUGGAGAGGCAGAAUCCCAUAAUGAGAGACACAAUUCGCAUGCGGAAGAUGAAGAGUCGAAACAGCAACUCCGCGAGCAGCUCAGACACACUCUGAGCAUGCGGGAGCCUUCGGAUGUGGACGACUAUCCUCCUAGACAGUACUUUGUCCUGACAGAAGCAGGAAAACCAGUGUUUGUGAGUCAAGAACAAGACGAAUCCUCUGAGAGUCUGACAUCUACCAUUGGAAUCAUGCAAGCGCUAGUGUCUGUCUAUCUGGAUGACGGAGACAAGCUACGCUGCAUAAAUGCCGGCAAAACACGCAUCUCUUUCCUCCUGCGUCCUCCUUUAUACUACGUCUGCGUGUCGUCUUGGGGAGAACCUGAGUCUGUGACUCGUUUCCACCUUGAAUAUCUACAUCUGCAGAUCCUCAGCGUCAUUUCGGCAGAGCAGUUGCGGCGUAUGUUUGAGCGACGAGCCAACUUCGAUUUGCGACGACUUCUAAGCGGGGCAGAACCAUUCAUGCAUUCGCUAUUGGCAAGGUUAGAAUGGGAUCUUGCCAUGACCACCUUUUCAUUGCACUGUCUUAAGGUGGAGCCUGUGCUGCGAAAGAGCAUUGCGGAUGUACUGGUGCCGACAUCCAAAAUCAAGGAUAUACUGUACGUGAUCCUGAUAGCUCAAGAACGAGUUAUCACACUGGUCAGGCCAAAGAAGCAUUCCAUACACCCAUCAGAUCUCCAUGUUCUCAUCAAUACUAUUCACGCUCCCUCCAUUGUCAACUCUUCCGCGGCUGCCUCCUGGCUUCCUAUCUGCCUGCCAAAAUUCAAUGCUUCCGCGUUCGUCAACGCAUACGUGAUGUUUCUGCAUAGAGAAAACGAACCGUCAAUAUCACCCAGGUCGAGCAAGAGUGACAGCCAGAGUGUCUCUGCCCAUGAUGAUGAGCAAAGACCGGACAAUACAAGUGCAAGUACCGGUGCAGAGGUGAAUGUCACGCGCAAACUUUCACCUGAGGUAUGCCUAGUUUCUGUGAGCGGCAGUGCGAACUUCGAAGCAGUUCGGAGUUGGUGUGAUAGCAUUGCGACCCGUUUGAAACAGGACGGAUUGUUCAGAGCUCUCGUCGAUGCAAUAGACCGAGGCAAUACUGAAUACUCCGUUGGAGAUCUUGGCAUCCCUGGUUUGCGUCAUUUUGUAUACAAGUCCCGGUCCCAUGUGCAAGUGACAAUGCCGCUUUAUGAGGAUCCUUAUGAUAAACCAAACGAGAAGCGACGGCUCAUCACUCUCUAUCAAACGCUCUAUGACGCGAUUCAUGCCAAAUCAGGUCAGGCCAGUACGCUCAAGUUGCAGUACCUUCGUACGGAGCGAGAGGGUGUGAUGGGCUGGAUUACACAGCAGUACGAACUCUACCUUGCGCUGUCUCCGCUUCUACCGAAGAGUGCUGUUAUGAACGCUGCCAAUGCGGUGGCGCGCUGGGUGCAGAAGGAAGAGAGGCGGCUGUUCUUACUAGACGCUCCGGUGUUCUAA